AUGUAUUUGCCAUACGGCAUUACUCCUUUCUUUAUUUUAAUUAUCAACUCUGUUUCUGACGAGCAUUUCUCUUUUUAUACUUAUUGUUUAAUUCACCAGGGAUACAACCUGGCUUCCUGUGAUAAACUAUACAAAAAAUAACGACUUGUGCUGCACUUUUAUAUUCUACUUUGGUUGCUUAGCACGCUCUCCUUUAUUCGAUAUUCCUUAUUUUAUUUAAUUAUAAAUUGUAUUCACCACUCGCUCAUUUAAAAUUACUUGCCAGUAUAUAAAAAAUACAUUUGUACAUCCGGCAUCCACGCUACCGACUGCAGCAUUUUACAGCAGACGUAGACGCGGCAUUGCUCAACAUAUCGUCAUCCGCGUGCUUCCAUUAAGACGCAAGUUUUUCAUUUCAUUUUUUUGUCUUUCUUCAUCUCUAGUCACAUAUUUUUGUCUUUAUUUGCAAACCCUUUCAUAUUGCUUUUAACACAUAUCACCAAUGGAGCUUGACCCGCGUAUUAAAGAGUUUAGGGUUGAAUUUCCGCUUAAUAAGACGACCAGCGGCCUGAAGCCCUCGCGGACAUACCACGGCCGCAUUCUAGUCAAGGUAACCGAGCCCGUUGCAGUUAGCCAACUACAGCUGCUCUUUGAGGGCUGGGAGCACGUGGAUUUCGGCGUCAAAAUUGGCUCAUCGCGCAAACUUCUAUUUCGAUCAACAGAAAAUCUGUUGCAGACCGAUGGCAUAGUAACCGAUACUAUUGUCCGAAAUGUCGUUUUCGACUUUUCUUGUACCAUGCCCAACGUCAACUUCCCCUCGGCCAUGUGGUCCGCCAUAUGCGAAGUUGCGUACACGCUCAGUGCGACUCUUGUUGGCUCUGCGAGCUCGCCCCUGGCACGCCAAGGCAUUGCUGGCAGCGCAGGCCGCAGUAUGACACUAGCCGCUUCCUCAGUUCCUGUGCAACUGGCGCCCAAGGUGCUUCCAUCAGGCGUCGGCUGGCUCAAGCCUCUCGUACUGCGCGAUGGUAUAAUGCUGUUGGAGCCGGUUCGGCGCAGAUUCCGGCGGCAGACGGUGCAGACUGCGAUGAACAUCUAUGUGCAAGUGAAGAACCACUGCUGCACUCUGGGCGAGUCCAUCUCGGUCGAUGUCGACGCUACAAUGCUCCAGCACAACCGGGUUCUGACAUUUAUUCGCGCAUCUGUGAUCGAACAAGUCGCAUUGAAGACGCACGUGCAGGAUGCCACUGCGCUCGAGUCCAUCAACGCAUUCCUCAGCAACCAGGGCCCCGUUAACACCCCGACAGUAAUCCUGGCAGAGCGCACAUUGAACCGCAAGGUGACCGAGGUAGACCCCAGCGCAUUGAUCAACUUGCCAGCAGCCAGAACCCGGGACUCGUCCUCGAGCAGCCUGCCGUUACCAAGACUCAAUGGAGUCCAGAGCCUCCACAUUCGCGUGCCUCGCAGCGACGUAUGCACAGCGGAGGGCUUUUUCCUGAGCUUUACUCACGUCCUGCGCUUGAACUUUGGCUUGACAUCGCGCUCGAGCAGCGGCCAACUCGACACUAAACAUGUUACCAAGGAUAUCCCGCUGCGCAUUGUCACAUCAAAGUUUGGCGACGUCGGCAGCGCUUCACAGGUAGAAAUCAAUAAAAGGUUAUCGGCAUUGACCACCGAGAGCGACAGCUACGCGGUUUCGGCUGCCUACGGGUACCUGCUCAGCGAGAACUCGCGAGUUCCCAGGCCAGAGUCGCUAGAGCCGUACGCAGGAUGCAGGGGCGUGCCUGCCCCGCGUCUCGAGGCAGUUGUGUAUCCAACCGUUCAACCGUGCAUGCCAAUGCGCGAGUCAACAGAGCUCACUGAGUCUGAUGCGCCCGCGCUCACGCUCACACCCACCACGAUAACUCCAAACAUGAUCACCACGCUGCGCACGCCAGAGGUGCGCCAGAGGUCUGACAGCGGAUUCAGCAUCAACAUUAACCCGGAUCCAGUUGUCUCCAGCAGAGACAGCUGUAUCCUUCCGCUGACACCAAUACCGGCUCCUCGCACAUUAAUGGAGACACCGAUGCAGCGGCAUAUAACCAACAUGGGCUUCCAGUUCGGGCCGCUGCCACCAGUGCCACAGGAGAUCUCGGCGGAUGGACCCGCAGAUGCUGCUUCCAGCCACAGCAAACAUGACCAGCCGGACUUGACGGUUCGGAAUAUUGUGGAUGCAACGGAGCACAUCCCACUGCCAUUAUUGGUAUCUGAAGAUAAGCAGGAGCAGACACGGAAUGCCAGUUGUCCAGGUAGCCCCGCUCUGUAUACGGUGAACCGGCACAGCAUUGAAGACAGCGACGAUUCCAGGUCAUGGCACAACAGGGACACGCUGGUCGACAUUAUAUCCGCCGCCUCACCACGCAGUGGCUCGCUGCCAGCUAGCAGAAUGGCCUCGCCCAACGCUGCCAGCGGCGAUUAUGCGUUUAUUUCAACCAAGGGUUACAGGCCACAUGUCCACGGCCAAAAUAUGAGUACGGCAGCCGCCAGCCCCGAAAUUCCGUUCAUCGGCUAUCCCAGCAAAGCCAUGUCGCUCAAUGAGAAGCGGAUGGGCAGACAGACAUUCAGCGACAAGCGCGACUCCUCACGUAGUGAGGGCGAGACCGUCGUGUAUUCGCCGCGCAGCGACAAAUGCGACAUGGACGACUACCCGCUGGAUGGCAUUUCAACCAAGAGCAACUCCCCGCAGUUGAAGCUCCCAAAGCUGCCUGUGCUCCCUGCCAUCGAGUCGCUCGCCGAAUCGCUGGAUAACAUGGCAAAGGGCAUGCUGACCAUCUCCUCCCCGACCCCAGACAAGUACGGGUUCUCGUCGUAUUGGAAUGCUUGAAGCUGACGUUUUUGUCGUCUGCAUGCUGCUUAGCGCCCGUCGGCUGUCGCCCGUACACUUCACUUAUUUGUUUAGUUUUCAUUGCAUUACCCCCUUUAUAUAACUUCAAUCUCAUCACUUUUUAUACCUCGG
Molecule: messenger RNA, 2971 nt
Organism: Kickxella alabastrina
Lineage: Eukaryota; Fungi; Kickxellomycota; Kickxellomycetes; Kickxellales; Kickxellaceae
Exons: 1
Coding region: 482-2839 (785 amino acids)
Source: RefSeq, a predicted model, not a curated record